Messenger RNA from Kuraishia capsulata CBS 1993, 1182 nucleotides. RefSeq lists its product as uncharacterized. The coding region runs from base 1 to 1182 and encodes 393 amino acids. The transcript has a single exon. NCBI's taxonomy places the organism in Eukaryota, Fungi, Ascomycota, Pichiomycetes, Pichiales, Pichiaceae. The record is from RefSeq and is a predicted model, not a curated record.
AUGUCAUAUUCGAGGUAUAUACGGGGCUGCCUUAGAUUGGUUAGGCCCCAGAUACCCAUAUUAUCACGGAGAUAUCCCGCGAAUGCUGUCAGAUUUUUGCAUAUUUCACGAGUCAAUUUGCAUGUUCAAGACUCACAGGAACAAUACGAAGCUAGGUAUCUUCAGCUUCAGAACCUCCUAGAUGCAGAGAUUUUCAAUGUAAACUCGGAAAUUGCGCCUCAGAAAGUGCUGGAUGCUUUGAGGACCUGUACUCUUUUUCAACAAUCGCUGAUCGAAGGCAACAAACUACAGAAGACCAAGCUCAUGGAGGAAGUUACUAACCUUAUGCUGGAUGUGCUUGCCUCUUCCAAUGUUGAGUUUACAGAAGAGAUCCUCAAAAGAUUUUUCCUACUCAAGCCGGAGACAGAUGACGCUAUCAAAGUUAUUGAGCUGUUUUACAUGAAGAACCCGGAGAAACAUAUCUCUCACGAAGUUGCGAUGGUGCCGUUUAGAAAUGCCAUUUAUGACGGCAAAAUGCAAAAUGCAGCUGACAUAAUGAAGGCUACCUCAGGAUCAGAACGGUAUAUUGCCUUCAAGAGAAAGGGAAUGCGCAAAUUGAUUGGCUACUAUGCCGGUUUCAUUGGAAGUGUACUGGCCUCGGUUCAGGCAGCAAUCAGAAUAGGUCACCCUGAAUUAGCUGAGAUGAGUACGACUGGUUUGCAUGUGAUGAUAUUGGCCUACUUCCUUCAGAAUACUGUGCUGGGAGUUAUGGCAUUUGCCUCUAAGGGUAUUGAUAACGGUCCAAUCAGCUGGCAGAAGGGUAUCUUCCCCAGUCACUGGUUCUUGCACUCCGAUGAGCUUAAGAUGGCAUCAAAGCUUGUUCAGGCGGAUGCUGAAGUGUACGGUGCCGAGGGAUUUGCGACCAGAUCGAUUGUAAAGCAGACCGCCGAACGAGACAUGGUUGUGAACGAGCCGGAGCAGGAGAUCAUGUUAAAGCAGUUUUGGCUAAGUGGAGGUGAUGGGUUUGUCUGGGUUGAACCCGACAUGGAUCCAGCUGAGAUCCAGUGGGCACAGCAUUUAAAAGAUCGUGGAAUCAAGAAGAUCUGGCAGAAGGACAAUAAAGAUAGACUGCUCGACUCUGAGACGAGCGAGAGAGGGGAAGACUUCAGAGCGGAGACUGAGAAUGCCUCAAAGGCAAUGUGA